Molecule: messenger RNA, 408 nt
Organism: Magnusiomyces paraingens
Lineage: Eukaryota; Fungi; Ascomycota; Dipodascomycetes; Dipodascales; Dipodascaceae
Exons: 1
Coding region: 1-408 (135 amino acids)
Cellular component (GO): nucleosome
Molecular function (GO): protein heterodimerization activity; structural constituent of chromatin; DNA binding
Source: RefSeq, a predicted model, not a curated record
AUGUCUGGAGGCAAGGGUAAAGGCAAAGGUGGCAAGGGCAAAGACAGCACAGCGGCGCGUGGAACUAUGUCACACUCUGCACGGGCCGGUCUGCAGUUUCCUGUAGGCCGUGUGCGACGGUAUUUGAAGCAAAGCGUACAAAACAGGGUGCGGGUUGGAGCCAAGGCAGCUAUUUACAUUGCGGCAGUGCUGGAGUACCUGACGGCAGAGGUAUUGGAGCUGGCAGGUAAUGCAGCCAAGGAUUUGCGUGUGAAGAGAAUCACACCGCGACACUUGCAACUGGCUAUUAGAGGUGACGAGGAGCUGGAUACAUUAGUCAAGGCUACGAUUGCGUAUGGUGGUGUGCUUCCUCAUAUUAACAAGGUACUAUUGAUCAAGGCCGAGAAGAAGAAGCCUAAAGUGAAAUGA